This is a messenger RNA of Engraulis encrasicolus (European anchovy), 1200 nucleotides long. RefSeq names its product V-set and transmembrane domain containing 2 like (gene vstm2lb). Bases 148 to 1200 code for a protein of 350 amino acids. The transcript is spliced from 4 exons. Lineage: Eukaryota; Metazoa; Chordata; Actinopteri; Clupeiformes; Engraulidae. Gene Ontology annotation, cellular component: membrane. The record is from RefSeq and is a predicted model, not a curated record.
GGACUGUAAAGAUAGCAAUAAUCGUUAAGCCAGUGGAUCAGCAUCACCAUAGGAUACUCCUCCAAACUCGGGACUGGAUUUAAGCGACCCUUCCUGCGACUCAUGUGUGAUUAGGGAGCAACUCUUCGCUUGGAACGAACUGAAACAAUGGGAGCGUUUGGAGUGGUACUGAGCACAUUGCAUUUCGUGGGACUCUACGUCCAACUUAGCACUGCUUCUAACCCCGGCGGCGAUGUCGAAGUGGACAACCACAUCUCUGGCAACGCUCUCUUCACGGAGGUGCCUCAUGACAUGGUGACGGAGAGUGGGCAGGAUGUGGAGAUGGCCUGCUCCUUCCGGGGCGCCGGCUCGCCCUCCGUCUCCCUGGAGAUCCAGUGGUGGUACAUCCGCAACCACCGCGAGUGGACCGAGAAGGCCUCCUGGUCCAACAACCAGGUGGUUCCAGUGGAGGAAAUGGUGAAGGAUGCCACCAAAAUCAGCGUGGUGAAGGUGGCGGGCAGCAACAUCUCCCACAAGCUGCGCCUCUCCAACGUCAAGACGACCGACGAGGGCACCUAUGAGUGCCGCGUGAUCGACUUCAGCGACAGCCACGCCCAGCACCACCGUGUGCGCGCCUACCUCCAGGUGCAGCCGCCGGGCGAGAGGAGGUCCCAAGAGAAGACCAGCGCCAAUGGCCACCACCCGCACGAUCACCAGGGGGCAGGCAUCCAGGACGAGCAGCUUCACCUGGACGAGCAACUGCACCCCCAUCCCCACCAGCAUCAGCAUCCUGGAGACCAGCAACUGCAGCAGCAUCAGCAGCUGCACCGUGACAACCACCAUGACAACCGCCACAAAGAGAAGCCUCAUCAUGACCACGAGCACGACCACCCUGCCCAUGCUGCUGGAGACCAGAAGAAGCAGCAACAGCAGCACCAUGGUGACCAGGCACUGCACCAUGGCAACCAGAAGCAGCAUCAUGGAGACCAGGCCCCUCACCACCUCAACCAGCAGCAACAUCACCACGGUGAUGAUCAGGCCCACAAGGAUGACCAGCCUCUCCACGUCCACCCCGGCAACCACCACAAGAAGGAGGAGAGGGAGGAGGGGGAGGAGACCAGGAAGCAGCCCACACACAAGCACCAAUCAGACGAGGCGGAGAUGAAAAGACGCUCGGUGGAAGGGGAAAGUGACUGCACAUCUGACGAAUGUGGACAUUAA